AUGGCACCAUCAGGAAAAGGCUACCCACCACCCAUUCCACGAGUUCUGCGUAGCAAGCCUGGUGACCGUUUACCCCCACCUCCACCUUCGCUUCAACUACAGCCAUCACAACCACCAAAUCAAGCUUCAAAUACGUUUUCAGGAUCCUCAAAAAACCCUUCCCCCACCUUUCCCAGUCUCACCCCCAGAUUUAAACCACGAGAUAUCGAUCCUAGACUAGUAUCUGGACCUACAUCUCAACCUCAGUGUCAUCAAGAAACUUCUAGAGCCAGCUCUAGAAUCCGAUCCCGAACAGGGAGUUCACGACCUCCAACCCAAAAUACCUCGCUUUCAAGACCUCGAGAUCUUGUACCUAGACCUAGACCUAGAGCCCUUCUGCAUCUCAUACCGAGGCCUAGGCUUACUCCAAUGGAUAGAGAUUUAUUUUUGGGUCAAGAUCAAGGUCAAACUCAGGCUCAACAAGAUCAGGAUCAAGACCAAGCACAACCUGGAACUCAAACUCGAGCUCCAGAACGAUUGCAUUUUCAAGGGCAAGGUCAAUUCCAAAUCCAACAUCAAGCUCAACCACUACCACGCAUCGAUCCACAGAUUCGUGUUCAAAAUCACGACUUCUAUGCUAAUUCUCCCUAUCCUUUUGCUACUGACGAUUCUCCUUUCUCACAGUCCCAAACAACAAUUGCGCCCGGAAAUCAAAAUUUACACUACGCUUCCCGCCGAGAUAUGCAUCAACCUCAAUCUCCAACAGAAGUCCACUCGGAAACUCAAAAUCGGCAUCGGGAUCAAAAUUUUCAUGAUGAGUUUCCAUUUCCGUUUCCUACUCCACAGAAUCCUUUCUCGAACUUCCAAGCGGGCGUUGGGUCUAGAGAUCAGGAUUAUCAUCGAGGUACCCAUCGUGGUUUAGAUCAAGAUGAAGAUGAGAUUGAAAAUGAAAUCUCGACUCAAGCUAGCAAAUGUCCUCGACUAUCAUAUUCUGAUACUCAUCCAAACAGCAGGAGGAUAGAAAGAAGUAACGGGGACGAAAACAUAUAUGGAAAUAUAGAUAGAGAUGGAGAUAGAGAUAGAGAUGGAACCGCCAAUGAAGACAUAAUCGCAACCCAGAACGAGCGAUACGAUCCCAACGAUACAUCCUCAGAAUCCCCCCUCAGCACACCACCCGAUUCCGUUUCCUCUUCACCACCUCUCCCAGCUCUUCGUAAUCACCCACGCAUUGGCACUUUCACAUCCAAUCCGAGAUUCGACCGAUAUCCUACAAGUAGAAUUCGAACCCGAGGUGGAUAUAGAGCCGAAAAUGGAAAUGGAAAUGUAAUCGCGAGUAGAACCGAAACUACAAAUCCCCACUCACCCUAUAAUCCCUCUAACCCCUUCACAGAACCGCCCGUUCUUCCCAGCACCCUAGAUGGCGCAUAUUGCCCCACUGCUGCGCAGAAAAAAUGGAUGUGUGCUGUGCGGGCGGAAGGGAAAAAGAGUGAUAGAAAUGAAAAUGGGGGGUUUGGUAAGGGGAUUGAGGGGCAGAUGGUUCGGUUGUUUGGGGGAGGGGGGGAGUGGGGUGUGUAG
Molecule: messenger RNA, 1554 nt
Organism: Botrytis byssoidea
Lineage: Eukaryota; Fungi; Ascomycota; Leotiomycetes; Helotiales; Sclerotiniaceae
Exons: 1
Coding region: 1-1554 (517 amino acids)
Source: RefSeq, a predicted model, not a curated record